UUAUGGUCUACUGGUUAUUAUUAUAAAUGUUAGAUGUAUUGUUUUCACCUUUAACUAAUAUAUGGAUUUAUUUUUAGAACUUGCCGGAGAACAUGUAUCAAGUUAUGGUGCAACGCAUCCCAACUCUUCAUUUCUUGAUUUAAGUAGCAGCAACGAUGAGGAGGAGCGUACAUCUCAUAAAAUUCACAGGAGAUCAAUGUCUCCUGUAUAUAGCUCUCCCUUACGUCUCACCCCUCCUCUUUCUACUCCUGUCGCACUCAUUCCCCCAUUUACUCCACCUCUUCCAGGAUCCAUUUUAUCCAUUCAUAUACCAGAUUCCUUCCGGGUCAGAGAGACUGGAUCAAGGUCCGAAGAAGUAACCACUGUGAGAUCUCCCCAGGCAGGUCCCUCCCGGGUCAGAGAGACUGGAUCAUGGUCCGGAGAAGUAACCACUGUGAGAUCUCCCCAGACAGGUUUCUCCCGGGUCAGAGAGACUGCAUCAAGGUCAAGAGAAUUAACUACUGUGAGAUAUCCCCAGGCAGGUUCCUCCCGGGUCAGAGAGACUGGAUCAAGGUCAAGAGAAUUAACUACUGUGAGAUAUCCCCAGGCAGGUUCCUCCCGGGUCAGAGAGACUGGAUCAAGGUCCAGAGAAGUAACUACUGUGAGAUCUCCCCAGGCAGGUUCCUCCCGGGACAGAGAGACUGGAUCAAGGUCAAGAGGAUUAACUACUGUGAGAUCUCCCCAGACAGGUUCCUCCCGGGUCAGAGAGACUGGAUCAAGGUCCAGAGCAGAUCCUGGCUGGAGAAGUAGAAUGGUUGAGACUGGUUCUCAAAGAGAAUUGGGUACAAUGACGGUAGAUGAAGAAAGAUUUGCUUGACAUCAGCUCUAAAUAAUCGAGCACAGGAAUGAAGUGUACCUCAGCAAAUUGAAACAAUGGGUUAGUAAAAUACCUUGUUUUUCCAGG
Messenger RNA from Eurytemora carolleeae, 943 nucleotides. RefSeq lists its product as uncharacterized. Bases 62 to 856 code for a protein of 264 amino acids. The transcript is spliced from 2 exons. The record is from RefSeq and is a predicted model, not a curated record. Lineage: Eukaryota; Metazoa; Arthropoda; Copepoda; Calanoida; Temoridae.